AAGUCUCAUUGUACAACAUGCUUCGAUUAAGUCUCCCACCCAGUGUGUCAGUGGGAUUUCAUCUGGUAGCUCUGGUGGUUCUCUUGUUUUCCCAUGUUGACCAUAUAACGGCAGAUACAGAGGCAGAUGCAGGAGGAAAUGAAACCACUGAAUGUACUGGCUCAUAUUACUGUAAGAAAGGGGUGAUUUUGCCCAUUUGGGAACCCCAAGACCCAUCUUUUGGGGAUAAAAUUGCUAGAGCAACUGUGUAUUUUGUGGCCAUGGUCUACAUGUUCCUUGGAGUUUCUAUUAUUGCCGACCGGUUUAUGUCCUCUAUAGAAGUUAUCACCUCUCAAGAAAAAGAAAUAACCAUCAAGAAACCGAAUGGAGAGACCACCAAGACCACGGUGAGGAUCUGGAAUGAGACUGUGUCAAACCUGACCUUGAUGGCCCUGGGAUCUUCUGCUCCUGAGAUUCUCCUGUCAGUCAUUGAAGUGUGUGGCCAUAACUUCACUGCAGGGGACCUUGGUCCCAGCACCAUUGUGGGAAGUGCUGCCUUUAACAUGUUCAUUAUCAUUGCACUUUGUGUUUAUGUGGUCCCUGAUGGAGAGACGAGGAAGAUUAAGCAUUUGCGUGUGUUCUUCGUGACAGCAGCCUGGAGCAUCUUUGCCUAUACCUGGCUUUAUAUAAUUUUGUCUGUCAGCUCUCCUGGUGUUGUGGAGGUCUGGGAAGGAUUGCUUACUUUCUUCUUCUUUCCCAUCUGUGUUGUGUUCGCUUGGGUAGCAGACAGGCGGCUCCUCUUUUACAAGUAUGUCUACAAGCGGUACAGGGCUGGCAAACAGAGAGGGAUGAUCAUUGAACAUGAAGGGGACAGACCAGCUUCCAAAACUGAAAUCGAAAUGGAUGGGAAAGUGGUCAACUCUCAUGUUGACAAUUUCCUAGAUGGUGCUCUGGUUUUGGAAGUUGAUGAGAGGGACCAAGAUGAUGAAGAAGCGAGGCGUGAGAUGGCGAGAAUUCUGAAGGAACUCAAGCAGAAGCAUCCUGAGAAAGAAAUCGAGCAAUUAAUAGAAUUAGCCAACUAUCAAGUCCUAAGUCAACAGCAAAAAAGCCGAGCCUUUUACCGGAUUCAAGCUACUCGCCUGAUGACUGGAGCUGGCAACAUUUUGAAGAGGCAUGCAGCUGACCAAGCAAGGAAAGCUGUCAGCAUGCAUGAAGUCAACAUAGACGCGGCUGAAAAUGACCCAGUCAGUAAGGUCUUCUUUGAGCAAGGGACAUACCAGUGUCUAGAGAACUGUGGUACUGUGGCCCUCACCAUUAUUCGCAGAGGGGGUGACUUGACCAACACUGUGUUUGUUGACUUCAGGACCGAAGACGGAACAGCCAAUGCUGGGUCUGAUUAUGAAUUCACGGAAGGGACUGUGAUCUUCAAACCAGGGGAGACCCAGAAGGAAAUCAGAGUUGGCAUCAUUGAUGAUGAUAUCUUUGAAGAAGAUGAAAACUUCCUUGUGCAUCUUAGCAAUGUCAGAGUCUCUUCAGAAGUUUCCGAAGAUGGCAUACUAGAUUCCAAUCAUAUGUCUGCAGUUGCUUGUCUUGGGUCACCCAGCACUGCCAUCAUAACCAUUUUUGAUGAUGACCACGCAGGCAUCUUUACGUUUGAGGAACCCGUGACUCACGUGAGCGAGAGCAUUGGCAUCAUGGAGGUGAAGGUGUUGAGAACCUCUGGCGCCCGAGGAAAUGUUAUCAUUCCCUAUAAAACCAUUGAAGGCACAGCCCGAGGUGGAGGAGAGGACUUUGAGGACACCUGUGGAGAGCUUGAAUUCCAGAAUGAUGAAAUAGUCAAAACAAUAUCAGUCAAGGUAAUCGAUGAUGAGGAGUAUGAGAAAAACAAGACCUUCUUCAUUGAGAUUGGAGAACCCCGUCUGGUGGAGAUGAGUGAGAAGAAAGGUGGCUUCACAUUAACAGAGGAAUAUGAUGACAAGCAGCCACUGACCAGCAAAGAAGAGGAGGAGAGGCGCAUUGCAGAAAUGGGGCGCCCCAUCCUAGGCGAGCACACCAAGCUGGAGGUGAUCAUCGAAGAGUCUUACGAAUUCAAGAGCACCGUGGACAAACUCAUUAAAAAGACGAACCUGGCCCUUGUUGUGGGGACCAACAGCUGGAGAGAGCAGUUUAUCGAAGCCAUCACCGUCAGCGCUGGGGAAGAUGACGAUGAUGAUGAAUGUGGGGAGGAGAAGCUGCCCUCCUGUUUUGAUUACGUGAUGCACUUUCUCACAGUGUUCUGGAAGGUUCUGUUUGCCUUCGUCCCACCUACAGAAUACUGGAAUGGCUGGGCCUGCUUCAUUGUCUCCAUCCUCAUGAUUGGCCUACUGACAGCCUUCAUUGGAGAUCUGGCUUCCCACUUUGGCUGCACCAUUGGUCUGAAAGAUUCCGUGACUGCAGUUGUGUUUGUUGCCCUUGGAACCUCAGUGCCAGACACAUUCGCCAGCAAAGUAGCAGCUACCCAGGACCAGUAUGCAGAUGCAUCUAUAGGCAAUGUCACCGGAAGUAACGCUGUGAAUGUCUUCCUGGGAAUCGGCGUGGCCUGGUCCAUUGCUGCCAUCUACCACGCGGCCAACGGGGAACAGUUCAAAGUGUCCCCUGGCACGCUAGCUUUCUCUGUCACUCUCUUCACUAUUUUUGCUUUCAUCAACGUGGGGGUGCUGCUGUACCGGCGGAGGCCAGAAAUAGGAGGUGAGCUGGGAGGGCCCCGGACUGCCAAGCUCCUCACAUCGUCCCUGUUCGUGCUCCUGUGGCUCUUGUACAUUUUCUUCUCUUCCCUGGAGGCCUACUGCCACAUAAAAGGCUUCUAAAGGAACAAUCAGAUAUAGUAAAUUUAUAUAUAUAUGUAUACAUAUAUAUAUACAUAAAAAUUAUGUAUAAUGAACAGAAAAAACUGACAUUUGUCAUGUUCACUUAACCUGCUGAUGGAAUCCAGCUUCAAGAACAUACUCCGUACUAGACCGGAAGUCAGAAACCAUCAUCUCCCAUUCCCGGGCAUCAUCGAGUUGAACAAGGCGUGGAGACAGGGCCAUCUUGCAGCUCGUCCUAGAAGAGCUAUACUCUCUCCUAGUUCAUAAAUGGUUAAGGCUUUUAUUUGUUUUCUUGUUUUUUUGUUUUGUUU
Arvicanthis niloticus (Nile rat) is the source of this 3136-nucleotide messenger RNA. RefSeq names its product solute carrier family 8 member A1 (gene Slc8a1). NCBI's taxonomy places the organism in Eukaryota, Metazoa, Chordata, Mammalia, Rodentia, Muridae. Gene Ontology annotation, biological process: sodium ion transmembrane transport; cell communication; calcium ion import across plasma membrane. The record is from RefSeq and is a predicted model, not a curated record. Gene Ontology annotation, molecular function: calcium:sodium antiporter activity. Gene Ontology annotation, cellular component: postsynapse; axon; sarcolemma.